Anopheles nili is the source of this 940-nucleotide messenger RNA. RefSeq lists its product as uncharacterized. Gene Ontology annotation, molecular function: isomerase activity; carbohydrate binding. Lineage: Eukaryota; Metazoa; Arthropoda; Insecta; Diptera; Culicidae. The transcript has 7 exons. The record is from RefSeq and is a predicted model, not a curated record. Bases 1 to 894 code for a protein of 297 amino acids. Gene Ontology annotation, biological process: carbohydrate metabolic process.
AUGUGUGACACGGGCAAGCCGAGGAAGAAAAAGGAAAAAUUCCAGUACAACAAAUCGAUCAUGGCCGCCACCAGCGUGGUGGUGCUCGAUCGGGGCAACAAUACGACCUGCACCAUCAAUUUGCAUGGUGCAACUGUUGUGUCCUGGCGAGUUAACAAUCAGGAACAGCUGUUUGUGAGCAAACUGGCCGUGUUCGAUGGCAAAAAGGCAAUCCGUGGCGGCAUACCGUUCGUGUUCCCACAAUUUGGUCCUUGGAACUUUGGGCCACAGCACGGUUUCGCCCGCGUCGUCCGAUGGACUCUCGAGCGAGCCCCGGAACGGUUGCCAAGUGGCGACGUGGAAGCUGUCUUUAGCCUGAUGGACAACGAAAUAACCCGCUCAAUGUGGAACUAUCCAUUCCGCAUCACGUACCGGUUGAUCUUGCGUGAGAAGGAGCUACACUUUCACAUUGGCGUGUACAACCCGAGCAAAGAGAUGACAUUCUCGUUCAACCUGCUGCUGCACACCUACCUAAAGGUUCCAGACGUCCGUCGGUGCCAGAUCACAGGCCUACACGGCUGCACCUUUAUCGAUAAGACUCGAGACGGCGCCAUCUACCAGGAAGGCCGGGACGCGGUGACAAUCAACGAGUGGACGGAUCGGAUCUACCAGCACACACCCCAGGAGCACAUCAUCACGAACGUCGUGUCUGGGCGGAAGAUGCGCCUGCAGAAGUACAACUUCCCCGACACGGUCGUGUGGAAUCCGUGGAUGGAGAAGGCACGCGAGUGUCAGGACUUUGGCGAUGACGAAUAUCCGAACAUGAUCUGCGUUGAGGCGGGCCACGUUUCGACUCCGGUCAUCCUGCUGCCCGGUACCGCGUUCGAGGCGUCACAAAUACUUCAGGUUAUGUGAGUAGAAACCCCGGGAGGUACUGUGACCCGCAGUAAAGGUUCCUCCC